This is a messenger RNA of Eufriesea mexicana, 4054 nucleotides long. Its product is annotated as mucin-17. The coding region runs from base 630 to 2864 and encodes 744 amino acids. NCBI's taxonomy places the organism in Eukaryota, Metazoa, Arthropoda, Insecta, Hymenoptera, Apidae. The record is from RefSeq and is a predicted model, not a curated record. The transcript has 4 exons.
CGCAGGAGGAAAGGAAGACAGACCGAACCGAGAGAGCGGCGAGAGAGAGAGAGAGAGAAGUGCGCGCCACCGACAUCGUCCAACCGCGACUGGCUUGCCCGAUCUCUCGCCUCUUCUUCCUCCUUUCACGGAUCUUCGCCGGUGCACACGUCUGAAGCCGACCGACUGGAGAGGGAGGUGACACUUUCGGAACGUGGACACGCGGCACGCACGGAUCGUCACGCUGGAUACGUGAGGAUUCAGGAGAACUCCGCUGGCUACCGUGCUCUCGUGCAGACUCGACACCUAGAGAGCUGCAGCGGGUCGAUUUUCCGCGGCAUCCCGGAAGCGACGACAACGACUGGACCGUCGCCACGGACAUCGCGGACGUCGAUAUACAACAGGCAGCGCGCCACCGACGACCAACCCCUGUCUCUCGACCCAGCGUGUACCGUCCAUCUCUCUCGCUGCGUUGGCCCCAGUGUGCGCGUCUCCGUCUGUCGGCGCGUGUACCCGCGUCCGAACGAUAAUGCUGGCGGCUGACGGUUUCGGUGAUCGACGACGACGCGGCCGGUGAACUAGUGACAGUGUGAAAUCGAUCGUCAGCAGGGAAACCGGCUAGCGGUCGGCACUAAAUAUAGCCAGGAAUAAUGGCCAGCGCGACAAUGGGUCUCCGUCGCAGAGUGGCGGUGAACAAUUCGCCGACCCCGUCCAGCCAAUCCAACGCGAGCUCGUCCAGCAAACGUUCAAGGUCCGAGAACAACAACAGCCCGUCCCACGGAAACCUCAACUCCAUGAACUCGUCACGGGACGAGCCGCCGACCAAGAAAUCCCGCGGCACGUCUACUAGCGCCACCAAGGCCACAUCUUCGUCCUCGUCCAACGCGUCCUCGCCGGAGACCAGUCCGUCGUCCAAGAGCCGUGGUGGCUCCGUGUCGAGGUCCAACGCUCAGGCCAAGUCGUCCCCGACGGUGUCCACCGACGCUGGGCCCAACAGCGUGCUGUCCAACAGCUGGCAGACCUCGUCCAACAUGUCCGACGUGUCCACCUACGCGGCCGUAGCGGGACUGGGCAUGGCCGCCGGUCAGGGCGCCGGUCUCUGCGCUGGUGGCCUCAGUAUGCCGACCCCUAUUCCCUACAUGUCCUCCUCUAUGGCCACGUUCGUCGGCAACGCGACCAAUCUCGGCAAGAGUUCGUCCGUGUCGUAUCUGGACAUUUCGAACAUGACCGGUGGCUCCCUCAGCUCCGCCGCCACGGCCGGUCUGAACGCCACCUACGUCGGUAAUGGGAACACUGGUAACGCCAUGGACUCGAAGAACGGCGUGCCCAUGCCGUUCCCGGGUAUCGCGCCGGGUGUGAACGGGGCUGGUUACGGGUUGCAAAAGGGUCAGACUGAUAGUGCCGGUUUGCCUAAGAAGUUCCAGAACGACGGCAUGUUCAACGCGUAUCAGCCGUGGGUGAUCAAGACGUACGGCGACCUGGCCAAGACCAAGACUAUCACGAUUAAGAAGUACGCGCGGAUUUUGCGGACACUGAGAGGUGAGGAAGUGAACAGUGCGGAGAACAGUAAGUUCCGGUUCUGGGUGAAGAGCAAGGGCUUCCACAUCGGCCAGCCGGAAGGAUACGACGCGAAACCCGCGGACAGGAUUAUCGGACGUCACGCGGUCACGAGUCCAGGGCUGGACCCUCCGCUCUACGUGCCCACCCAACUGCCACACAACAAGACGUUAAACGGCGCCGAGGGUACCGUUCCACCCGGAAGAGUGUACAAGAAAGUCGCGAUCGUGGAGAACUUCUUCGACAUUAUUCAUGCUGUCCAUGUUGACCUUGAGGGUCGUCCGGGGAAGCAUGCCGGUCAAAAGAGAACGUACAGGACGAUCACGGAAACGUACGCGUUCCUACCCCGAGAGGCGGUAACGCGAUUUCUUUUGGGCUGCACGGAAUGCCAACGACGCCCGCGGACCCCGAGCCCGACGAAUUUAUCCAAUCAAUCGCAGUCCACGACGACGACGCCGCUGACGACGACGACACUGACGUCGACGACGACGCCGUUGAGCCCUGCCGGCGCCGCCCUUACCACGACGUCGACGACGUCGGUGCAAAGUAGCCCUAAGCUGCGCGAGGGAAAUCAUGGCGGCGAGGGCAAGCCUCUGUACAGUUACAGGCACCAUAAGCAUCAAAGGGGGAGCGCCGUGACGACGACGACGACGACAACCACGACGACGACGCCGACGACGGAGAAAACCGAUAAAGAGAAGGAAGAGAAGUACAAUCCCCUGAGUAUCACGAAUUUGCUGAAGAAGGAGCCCGUGACCGGCGGCUUUUUGCCGAGCGCAGACAGUCUGCCGGACUCGAGGAGGACCCCAGAGUCGGACCGGGCUAGCUCGAAAAGCUCGGCCUCGUCCAAGAGGAAAAGGAUGUUGCCAGAGGGCCGAACACCGUCCCCUCAGCCCAGCCAGCCGUUGCCAAGGCCUUGGAGCCCUGGACUCGAUCCCAAGAACACGCCCAUCGACUACAGUCUUCCCAUCACUACCUCGUACCUGAAGCAUCAGCAGAGGCUACUGCAGCAGGCGGAGAAGAACAAGGCCGCCGCGAUGAAGGAGACCGAGAUGGAGCAGAAAGUGACCGUUUUACCAACAGAGGAGAUCGACAACGUAGAGAGGGACAGAUACUCGCCGGCCACGGGAUUGAUCGACACCAAUCUCAAUCUAUUGGCCACCAUUCAGCACCUGCACUGCCAAGUGAUGCUGGCCCUGACGGAAAGGCUCAGACCGUCUAUGACGAUGCCGAGCCCGCUCGUUCUACCCUCCGCGACCAACAUGCUGUCGAAUGGACUGAUGCUGGGCUCCGAGGUGUCUGUGCAGACCGGGGAGAAUCACACGUGAAAGAAAAGAGACGAUUCGAGAACGACGUAGGAGGAUCGGGACCCUGGACUAUUUCACUGACUCUGUCUCGGUCGCAAGCCUCUGUCGCGAACACGCGGUUUCGAUCCACUGGCUAUCCGUGCAACCAGGUUGCGAGCACGAGACGGAUGUAAUUCUGAUCAGACGUUGAUCGUACCGAGUAUAGUUUUCUAUUAUCUUCCGUUGGGUAGCCCGAGAGUUGGCUCCUCGCGACAGGGGUGCAAGUUGAGACGAGCUGACUUUAAUCUCGUCGCUAUUGUACACCGAAUUGGAUUACUCGAGACGCUAUUUCGAUCUCAGACAUCGCCAAACCAGCCAAGUACCAAAAAUCAUGAAUCUUUCUUUCGCAAGAUUCUGCGAGCAAGAACACAGCAUCCUGUUGGAGACUUUGUUUUAUUCCCGGUUUAUUUAAUCCAAUUCGGUGCUCAGACUUCCGUGGAACCUCUAAUGUAUUCGGUAUACCUCAUCGGGAGAUAAUCAGACGUAGCAUCCAGCGAGCCCGUAGCCCAGCGCUCACGUUCUUCCAGGAGAACGUUAACGCGGCCAAUAUCCGAUCCGAGCUGCCAUUCAAACUAUCGGCUAACGCGAUCAUCUAUUAAACCGGAUAAGAUCAAUUACUUGGUCGGCGCCGUGGCGUCAACGUCAGUUAAAGUCGGGCCGCGGCUGGAUCGGAUCUCGUUCCGUCAGCUCGAUAUAGACGACGGAACGAGACGAAUUAUUCGGGAGUCUGUCAAAAUAUGGGUCGACUCUGUCGCGCGUCGUCGAUUUAUGGAGGAACGACCGGGCGUCAGGGUUCCUUCCUACCUUCGCCAGGACCUGCUCGAUAUUUCCAGACCCGACUGGAACGCGGAUUCGCUCGCUGGAGAGACAGAGAGGUCCCGCGAAAUGGACGGCGGUUUCGACAGCAGCCAGAAGGACAGCUCCUGAAUAUUUAACCGCGAAACAAGAUCGAUGACGCGGCCCGGACUCCUUCACCCGCCACGCUUUUCGACGUCGUUUCACAGACGCGUCGAGCAACUCGGGAUGGACACGCGAUAAUUCCACGGGGGCUACCGUCCACGGACCACGCGUGACAAGAUGGCGCUGAUCGUUGACUCCUUCGCCGUUUGGUGUCGCGAGAAGUCACUCAGCCUUUUGCGACGUGCACACCUGUAUAGUGUACGUGUCGUUCA